AUGAACUACAGUUCGUUAAAAAAGAACCUUGUGAUUAACUUCGAAAAUUUUAUGAAUCCAUAUGAUUUCAAUGAAAAGAAAAAGAGGAAGGAAAAAAGUAUUUGUGAGUUAAACACACAAAAAAAAAAAAAAAAAAAUGCAGACGAUUUAAUAGAAGAUGUUGUAAAGGAGGAUAUGUUAUAUUAUACUAAAAGAAAGAAAAAUGGUAUGGAAAAAAAGGAAUUAAAUAUAUUGUUCGAAAUUGAUGAUAUCUUAAAAGAAAAUGUAAAUGAUAAAGAAAAAAUUAUAACAAAUAAUAUGAAAAUAAUAAAUGAUGAAAAAAAAAAAAUCGAUGAAAAGGGAAAACUUUAUGGUAAUAAAAAUGUAGCUAGCCAAAAUAAAGAAAUUCUUAUUAAAGAGAAAAAAAAAAAAAAUAAUAAUAAUGAUAAUAUUAUUAAGAAUGAAGAAUAUGAAGAAAACAAUAUGGAUGAGAAAAAAAAAAAUAUGGACAUCAUUGAAGUCAGUUUUAGUGUAAUAAAUAAAUGGAGAAAUCACAAUGAAUUGAUUGACUUUGUGAAAAAUAAUUUGAAGAAUAAUGAAUUUAUAUACGUCAAGAGCUUGCCCAACUUUUCUUAUGAAAUAGCGUCUUGGGAAAAUAAAAAAAAGAUGGAUGUGCUAUCGAUUUCCCUUAACGGUGUUAUGAUCAACGAAAAGAACGAAACGAGUUUCUAUGAACUUAAUGAAUGGAAAUGUCAUAUGAAUUUAUUAAGGAGCGCAUUAGAUUUAAGAUUUAUACGUAAAUAUAAAUUAUAUAAAUAUUUUUUUUUUUUGAAAAAUAUGAUAAAGAGCACCAAAUUUAAAAAUAAAAAAUUUUACAUUAAAGAGAAUUUAUUAUUUUUGAAUGAAGCAUUUUUUAAUGGUUUUAUAAAAAUCGAAAAGGUAUUAAAACAUAUAGGUAAAACAAAAUUAAUAGACAUAAAUAUAAAUAAUAUGACUAUAGAUCAAUAUGUAGAAUUACAAGAUGAAUAUAUGAUGAAAUUCGAUAGUUUUCUUAAUAACAAAAUUAAAUAUAUAAUUAACAUUAUUUAUAUAUAUUGUAUGACUGCUUUAAAUAAUUUUUUAAUAAAAAACGACAUCACCAUAAAAAGGAAACAAAUAGAAAAUGAAGAACAUAUUGAUAUGUUUAUGAAGGAUCAUAUGAAUAGUAUUGAAACAUUCGAUGAACAAACUGGUGUUAAUACAAGUAUUCUUUUACCUACGAAAGAAGAAAAUCAUAAUAUAAAUAAUAAAACAAAUACAAAAAUAAAUACAGACACAGACACACACAAAGAAACACAAAAAGAAACAAAUAAAAAUACAAAAAAUACAAAAAAUACAGAUAAAAAACAAUUUCCAAAAAAAAAAAAUACUCAAAAUAAAAACGAUACAGAAAUAAAUAUAUAUUAUAACAAAAUAGCUCUUAGUAAUUGUUAUAGCAUAUAUUUAAAAAAAUUUAUUCAAGUAUGUCAAUAUAUGUGUGAUAAUAUCCUACGAAAUAUCAUAAUAAAUACAUAUACAUAUUUUCUAGAUUUAUUAAAUCAUUAUUUUGAAACUAAUCAUGAACAUGCAAAAGAUAUGAAUGAUCCCCAGUAUCCUAAUCACAACGUUCAUAUAUUUAUGGAUAAAGAAAAAUAUUAUGGUAAGAAAAAAGAAUACAAUAAGGAUGAUGAUAAUAAUAAAAACUAUCCAAAUUUGAGUUAUAAUACAAAUAAACAUGUAACCAGAAAUCAGACACAUGGAACUCUUCCGUAUGAAAGCAUAAAGCAAAAGAAAAAUAGUGAUAAGGAAAAGCAAAAGCAGAGAAAGAAAUUUUUAUUCUCAUCUAUUACAAAGAGGAAGGAGGAUUAUAAUACUGAGGAGAAAAUAAAAAAUUAUAAAGCUAGGUAUAUUGUUAAGAGGGCUGAAAAGAAUAGUCGCGUCGACGACAAGGUAGCCAAUGGUAUGAUUAUAAAAAUGAACGAAAUUAAUAAUGAUAAUAAUAAUAAUAAUAAUAAUAAUAAUAGUAAUAAUAAUAGUAAUAACAACAAUAAUAAUAACAACAAUAAUAAUAACAACAACAAUAAUAACAACAACAAUAAUAAUAAUAAUAACGGAGUAGAAAAUGAAAACAUUCCAAAGAAUGAUGUGUGCCUCUUCAAUAUCUCCAUAAGCAUAAAAAAUAACCACCUACAUAUAUAUCCAGAAUACGAACUAUUAAUAAAUACCAUGACGAAAUAUAUAAAUAAAAGUAUAGAAAAUGUAUGCAAGAGAGAAGAGUUUAUAAAAAGUUAUAAAAUAAAAGAAUUUUUCAGAAACGAAAUUUUUAUUGACAAGAUUAUAUUUCAUAAACAUAAUAUAAAUAAUAAUAAUAAUAUAAAUGAGUAUAAUGAUAAUCAUGCCGAUGGUUGUAUAGACAAACCCGUUGGUAGUUAUAGAAACCAACCCGUUGAUAGUUAUAGAAACCAACCCCUUGAUGUUUAUAGAAACCAACCCGAUGAUGGUUAUAGUUAUCAUAAUAAUAAUCCCCAUGUUGAUAAUAAAAAGUUUGAAGAAUUCAUUAAUAAUGAUGAGGUUAUACAUAAUUUAGAUAUAGAAUUAAAAGAAAAAAUAAAACUUCUUUAUGAUGAUAUGGUAGAUGUAUGUCAAGAAUUUUAUGAGAUAAUAGAUACUUAUAAUAAAUAUGAUGAAUUGAAUAUUGAAGAAAUAGAUAUAAUGGAUGUUGAAUUUAUUACGAAUUUAUUUUUAUCGUUAAAAGAAUUAGAAAAUAAAAUAAAACGAAUGAGCAAACAAUUAAAUAUUCAUAUAUUUAAAGUUGAUAAUACAAUAUUAAUAGAAUAUAUAUUAAAAAAUAUAAAUAAAAAAUGGACCCUUUUAAUAAAUUAUUUACCUACAUUAAAUAAUAAAACUAUAGAGGCAUUAACAAUAAAAUUAGAUAACUCUUUAAAUAUUAUAAAUAAAACACCUAAAAAUAUAAAUGAACUUGUCUCAUAUAUAGAUUUUGUUAAUACAUUUUCUAUAAAUUUAGUAUGUAUAGAAGAAGAAAUUGAAUCUAUAUUUUCUUUAUUUUUAUUAUUUAAAAAAUAUUAUAUAAGUAUAUGUGGUAAUCAAACUACGAAAAUAUUCCAUAUGAACCAGAAAAUGAAUUUUAUUAAAAGUAUAUUAAACAGCGAGGUAAAUUAUGAUAUACAAUAUAGUUAUAUAUUUAAAGAUCUCAAUUCACAGAUUAAUAAUGUAGAAAAAAACAUACAAAACUUUUUAAACAUCAUGAAUACAAAUUUUCUAGAUCAACAAAAUAAUUAUGAAUGGGACGACAUAGUUAGAGACUUGAAUUAUGUUCAUCCUAUAAAUGAUAUAAAUGAGGUUUUUUAUAAAAAUUAUGAUAACCAUAUUACUUUUAUGAGGGAAAAUGGGAAUGUGCAUGAAAAUGAAGACGGCCUCGACCAAACAGAAAAUCAUAAUAAGUAUGAUGGUAAUAAAAUUUAUAAUAAGAAGACUUAUGAUGAACAAUAUAAUAAACUUCAUAAUUGUAUGAGAAAAGAUUUAUUUUCCAUUAAUUUUAAUAAUAAUAAUACGAUCAUUAUACAUGAGACAGAAGAAAAAAAAAAAUUUUACACAUUCCAUAUCCUAGAAUUCUUGAGAUUAAAAAUACUAGAGAUAAAAGAAGAUGUUGAUAAAUAUAUUCAUUAUCAAAAUGUUUUAAAAAUAAAAAAAAACGAAUUUGUUAACUUUUCUUUAUUAUGUAAUAUGUUUAUUAAUAAUAGUCUUACCAUCUAUACUUUUUUUCAGUAUAUAAAUCUUAACGAGAAAUAUAGACAUGAAAAAAUCUUUUAUUUAAAUAUACCACAAUUUUGUAAUGAUAUAAAUAAUAUCAAUAUCUUUUUUAAGAAAAUAAAUAAAAACUUUGUAAACAAUGAAAUUUAUGAUAAAUGUAAAAAGUUCCAUAUGACUUAUGAACAUAUAAUAAAACUUUUGAAAUAUCUACAACCAAUAUAUACAAAUCAAAAAUAUUUCCGUAGAGCUAUAGAUUUGUUAAAUGAUUCCUAUGACAUCGAUAACCAUCUUUUCGAAAAUAUAAAUGAUAUGUAUACAAUAAGGCGGUCCCAAGAAAAAAACAAAAAUGUUCAUGAAACACACAAAAAUAAUGAAACACACCAUAAUAAUGAGAUACAACAGAAUAAUGAAACACACCAGAAUAAUGAAACACACCAGAAUAAUGAGAUACACCAGAAUAAUGAGAUACACCAAAAUAAUGAAACACACCAAAAUAAUGAAACACACCAAAAUAAUAUAACACACCAAAAUAAUGUAACACACCAAAAUAAUGAAACACACCAAACGCACAAUCACAAUGAUAAAGACCAGUAUGAAAAACAGAAUAGUAGACGUGAUAUUCAAAAAAAAGAAAAAAUCUUUUUAUCGUAUAAUUACGAAAUGAUCAUUCUAGAGAAUUUAUUCGGACUUCCCUUUAGUAGUUUUCUAACCAAUGUUGAAAAGAUUUGUUUUGAAUAUGAGAAGGAAAAAAGGAUUAACGAUAGGUUUGAGCGUAUAAAAACUUCUUUGAAAAAAUACAAAUUGGAUGUUAGUCUUAUUAAUAAAAAAGUAUAUUUUAUAAAUAAUAUAAAUGAACUUAUUACAUAUAUUAAAAAAAUAAUGGAUGAAUUAUUUUUUAUACAGAAUGAUAAAUAUAGUAAACAUAUAUAUAAUGAAAUAUACAAAUUAUCAAAGCAGUUAUUAAAUUUUAAAAAUACAUUAGUAGUUAUAAAAAAAAUACAAACAUAUUAUAUAAAUACAUUACAAAAAUAUAAAAAUAAUGAAAUAAAAAAAUGUACAAACGAUUCAGAAUAUUUCUCUUCCUUAAUUAAUACAUAUAAAUAUCAUUGUGAAGAAUUUUUUAUAUAUCCACAAAUAAAUAAACAUCUUGAAAAAAAUUAUGAUAUACAAUAUUUUUAUAACUUCUUAAAACAACUAGAACAACUUAUGACAACUGUAAAUCUAUAUAUACUAAAUAAAAGAAAAGAAUUUUUUUCUUUUUAUUUAUUAAAUGAUGAAAAUUUUCUAAAUAUAUAUUUAAAUAUAAAAGAUAUAAAAACAUUAAAUAAAUAUAUACAACAUAUUAUCCCAUCUAUUAAAAAACUUAUUUAUCAAAAUGAAAUUAUUUGUGGUGUUCUUAGUAAGGAUAAUCAAAGAAUAAUAUUCAAGGAACAAAUCAAAUAUAAGAAGCUAGAAUUUUUGUUAAAUCAAAUUAAUCUUGAAAUUAAAAAUUGGGUUCUAAAAAAUAUUCAAAAUGUAUUACAAAAUGAAAUCAUUCAAAAAAAAGACAUAAAUUAUAUUAACAAUGAUGAUAAUAAUAAUAAUAAUAAUAAUAAUGAUCACAAUAAAAAUAAUAAGGAUAACAAAAAUUUUGAGAGUUCUUUAUUUUUCUAUCCUUUAAAAGAGGAUACCUAUUUAAUUUUUAUAAAAAUUACAAAUAUGCAGACAUUGUUCAUUAUAUUAAAUAUAUAUUUUACAUACAUAAUGGAUAUUUUUAUAAAAAAUCUACAAAAAAAUAAAUAUAUAAUUUAUAUCUUAUCUCAAAACGUGAUACACCUCGUACAUAAAAUAUAUAAUACAAAUUUGUAUUUGGGAAAUGAGGAUGAUAAUAUAAGUGUACACAAUAUAUCGACCAAUGAACAAAAAACAUUAAACCAUAUAAACAUCAUCAAUAAUACAGAAAUAAAAAAAAAAAUAAAAAAUAAUAAUAAUAAUAAAAAUAAUGACGAUAUUUAUAAUAAUAAUGACGAUAUUUAUAAAAAUAAUGACGAUAUUUAUAAUAAUAAUAAUGACGAUAUUUAUAAAAAUAAUGACGAUAUUUAUAAUAAUAAAAACGAUGUUUAUAAUAAUAAUAACGAUGUUUAUAAUAAUAAACAUUUAAUAUUCAUUCUUUUAUUUUUUAUGAACAUGAAACAGAAAUUAUUAUCGAUCCUUAAUAAUGAUCAUUCCAAAAAUAUUUCUUUAAACCAUUUUAAUUAUCUAGAAAUAGAUAAACAUUAUUUUAAAAAUAAUGAUUAUAUUAUAGAAUUUUUUCAUCAUAAUAUAAAAUAUAAAUAUGAAUUAUUGAAUAAUUACAACUAUACUCUAGAUAUUAUAUAUCACGAAAAAAAGUAUUCUUUCUUAUUAUAUAAAUAUUUAUCAAACCAUUUUAUUACCUUAUAUUCAAAUAAUUCUUAUUCAAUUAAUUAUACAAAGAAUUUUUCCAUACUUUUAGGGUUUCAUUAUUUUCUAAUUAAUAAUAUUAAUUUAAAUAAAAACGAUAUAUUAAAUUUUAUAUCAUGUUCUAUAUCAUCUAAUGUAUCCUUAUUUUUUUAUAAAGUAGAUAAAUAUAAACCACAUAUUUUAUCUAUAUUAAAUAAACAAUUAUCUAUCAUUAAUUAUCAUCUACAAAAUAAAAAAAAACAAAUUAUUAUUAAUAAUCAAGAAUUAAAUCUAAAUAAAAGAAAUCUUAUAUAUCUAUCUAUAAGUAAACAUUAUUCUCCACCUAUAUCUCUUUAUUUUUCAAAUAAUCAUAAUCACAUUAAUUCAAAGUUUAAUUUUUCAUAUACCAUAUAUCAAUCCUCUAAGCCAUUUCCCUUGUCCAUUUUUUACCUCAUUUACUUUUCCUUCGGUUAUCUAAACCCAGAUCUUUUAUCUCUAGCUACUUACAAGACAUAUCUGUAUCUAAAAAAACACGGAGAACUUAAACGUUACGUUAAUCAAAGAAAAAUCAUUCAUAUCAUAAAGUUAAGCACAAGAAAAAAUAAACAAGAGGAAGAAUACAGUGUGUGUAAGGGAAUUAUAAAAUAUGUUUCACAUUUUGUAGGAUAUGAAAAAAUUAAAGAUAUAAUAAAUAACAUUUGUUUAAUAUUUAAUUUGAGAAGAGAAUAUCAAGAAAAGCUAGCUCAGUAUGUAGACAAAAAACAAAAAGAAGAAGAAAUCGAUGGUUUAAAUUACGUCGAAACAUUGUUUGACGAUGAGAAUUAUAGAAAAAAAAAGAGUAAAAAACAUGCUAGUGAUUGGAAAAAUGAAGUUGAUAAAAUAGUUAUUGGUUUAAUAAAAAAAACGAAAAUACCUUUUUUAAAAUAUCAAGUAUACAAAGCAACUGAAUUGUACAAAUUAUUGAAUUAUAUAUAUGAUGAUAAAAAAAAAAUAAAAAUUGAUAAAGGACAAGGUGAAGAGAAAAUAGAAGAAAUAAAUGAAAAUAUUAUAGAGACAACUGGAUAUAUUAAAAAUAUUUUAAUAAUAGGGAAAAAUUAUUCAGGUGCUAGUAGUAUUAUUUUUUUAUUAUAUCAAUUUUUAAAAAAUUUAGAGGGAACUUCCUUUUGUGCUUAUGACAUUUGUAAUAUUGAUAAAAUAAAUUUACAUUAUUGUUCUUGUGAAGAUAUAUUAAAAUAUGUUUUUUAUAAAAGUAACAAUAUGAGUGAUGAUACCAAUGAAAAAUUAGAAGAAAGAAAAGAAGCAGGAGAGUAUAGUAUGCUAGGUUCUACAAUUAGUAGGAAUAAUACUAAACGUGAGCAAGAUGGUAACAAUAAUAAAUAUAAAAAUAAAGAAAUAAAUAAUACUUAUAGUAAUAAUAAUAAUAAUAAUAAUAAUAAAAAUUAUAAUGAUGGUUCUCACAAUAAUAAUAUUCUUGAUGAAAAAGUUUCUACCUACGAUGAGCAUCCGAAUUUAGAUAAAAAAAAAAAAAAGAAACAAAAUGUAUCUAAUUCAAAGAAUGGGACAUAUAAUAACCCUAUUAAAAGUAUGGAAUUUAUAAAUUUAAAUAUGUUUAAAAAUGUUGAAGAAAAUAUUAUUAUUAAAAAAAAAAAAAUGAAAAAAAAUCUUUUUUUAAAAUAUAUUAAUGUUAGUGAUAUGAAUAUUGUUGAUAAAAUUUGUAAUUAUACUUUAAAGAAAAAUAUAUAUAACCAAAUAAAUAAAGAUACACAUAUGAUUCUUAAGGAUGAUGUAAAAAAUAAUAAAUGUUUUUUUUAUAAACCUGAAAGUUUAUGUUCUAUGUCACCAUACAUUAUAGAUAAAUGUUAUUUUGUGUAUAUAAAAAAUAAAAUCCCUUACAAUGCUUUUAUCGCGUAUACAGUCAAUAAGAUGAAUGUCUACAAAUUUAUAAAAAAUAAAAUUAUAAAAUUAUUUGAAGAUUUAAUCAUAGAAGCAUUGAAUUUUUUUAACAAGGAAAAAAUGAUGAAUAAUAAAAUAUUACCUUUUUAUCGUAAAAAAGAAAGACAAAAAGCACAUCCUUUGAAAGAUUCAGAAAAGAAAAUGUUUUUAGAAAAAAAUUUGGACCAAGAGAAAAAAAAAACAAAAAAAAAAAAAAAAAAUGAUGGGAAUUGUAAAGAUCGUGUGAUUCAAAGUGAUGAAGAGGAUGAACAUGAUAAAAAAAAAAUGAAAAAAAAAAUGGAUAUAAAUAUUAAUACAAAUAUGAAUACACAUAUGAAUACACAUAUGAAUACACAUAUGAAUACACAUAUGAAUACACAUAUGAAUACACAUAUUAAUAUAAAUGUUGAUAUGAAAAAUGAAGCAUGCACCUAUUCAAAACAAAAUUAUAAUGAAUUUAUAAAGAAUAAAAAUAGUAGCGGUACAGAUAAUAAUAAUAAUAUUAUACAUAAAAAAAAAGAAGCAAAAAAAAAUAAGAAAGAAAAUUCUUUUGAAGAAGAAGAUAAUGAAAAUCUUUAUUGUCGUCAAGGCACGAACGAAAUUUUUAAUAAUAAUGAUUUAAAUAUAUACAAAUUAAAAGAUGAUGAUAUUAUGUUACAAAAAGAUUUGUUAUUCUCAUAUAAUAAAUCAGAUAUAUAUAAAGAGUAUAUGAUUGAAUUAUUAGGCGAAAAGAACAUACCAUUUUAUAUACAUAUAAAUAAUUUAAUAUGUAUGUUUGGUAAGUUUGUAGAAUACUUUUUAUAUAUGUUAAAAGAAAAAAAAGGAUAUGAUAAAAGAGUUCUUGAAACUCAUAUAAAUAAUAUAGUAAUAAUUAGUUUUAUAUAUACAUUUACAUCUUUUAUGAAUAAAGAAAUAAGAAAUACGUUUGAAAUAUAUAUAUUGAAAUAUAUUAAUAAUAUAUCUAUAAUACCACGUAAUACAUCUUUUGUGCAUAUAUACUAUAAUAUAGAAACCAAUAAAUUAUGUAGACAAGAAAAAAUAUAUCGAAAUGAAAAUAUAAUAAUAGAAAAAAAUAAUUUAAUAAAUAACCUUCUUGUAACAAAUAAUAGUUUUUAUGUAUAUGAAGAUUUAAAUAUAUUAUCUAUAAUAAAUUUUUUAAAUAUUUCGACAUAUAUUAAUUUGCCUUUUUUAAUUAUGGGACAUUCAAAUACUGCAAAAUCUUUAUGUGUGUAUAAUUUUUUAAAUAAACAAAAACAAAUGAAUACUUAUCAUUUUAUGUUUUCUUUUAAUUAUUCAUUUCAUUACAAUAACAUAAUAAAAACCAUAAAAAAAAAAUUAGAUUUAUCUAUGCCUUGUGUAAAUCAGGAUAUUACUAUAUUUAUUGAUGAUAUGUAUUAUGUUCCUAAUAAUAAUACGUACAAUACAUUUCAAUUUUUAUAUGCCCUCAUAGACGACAACUAUUUUUUCGAUAUAGAGUAUAAUAAAAAGGUGCUAUUCAGCAAUAAAAAAAUUAUAUGCACAAUGAAUGAUGACAACAUGUUGCUUGAUGAAAAAUAUACAUCGAUGACAUCCAAGAUGUACAAGAAUUUUUUUGUAUUUAACGUUUCAUAUAUGACUAUAAAGGACAUAAAGAAUGUUUAUUCGAAUAUUAUAGAAUGCCUAUUUCUUAAAUAUAAUUUUUAUGAAGAAGUUGUAAACGAGUGUAAUAAUUUCAUUAGUUUUCUCCUGGAAGUAUUCGAGAAUAUAUUCCGAAGCCCCCCAGAGGAUAUGAACGAUGACAGCCAUGAUAAUAAUAAUAAUCAUAAUAAUCACAAUAAUCACAAUAAUCACAAUAAUAACAAUUAUAAUAAUAAUAGUGUGUACUAUCUACACAUGAACAAACUUAAUAAUGUUAUAAAUUAUAUGUUAUUAUACGACAAAGAAUGUUGUACUAAUUUCAACGAUAUAUUAAAUUUAUUUAGAAACGAUGUAGAACGUAUUUUUUGUGAAUCCACUUCUUUAAGCUAUAAAAAAAAAGUUGAAUAUAAAGAAAUUAUUAACGACAUUUUUUUAAAAUAUUUUGAAAAGCAUAUAAUAUAUAAGACAAAUGAUUUGUUUAUAAAUAUAUAUAAUAACAAAUUAUAUAUAUUAGAAAAUAAAAAUGAUAUAUAUGAAAAUCAUCAUAAUUUAUUAAGUAUAAAUAAUUUGAAACAAUAUUUCUUUUUUUCUUCAAACGAUAAAGAUAUAAGAAAAGAUUUUUUCUUAUAUAAAAUAUUAGUAGAUCAUAUACUUACUAUAAAUACUUAUCUUAUUUUAAAGAGGACUAAUAUAUUAUUUGUAAAUCAUCAAAGUGUGUUGAUAAAUAAAAUCGUUACCAUAUUUUGUUAUUAUAAAUAUUAUCAUUUGUAUUUUUUGAAAGGUCAUAUAGAAGAAAUUAAAGAAGAAAUUAAAAGGGCUUAUGAGAAAGCUAUCAAAAUGUUUAACGUAAAUAAACAAAACAUAAAUAAAAACAAAAUGGAGGGUGAUAAGAACAACAUAAUGGACGGUGAUAAGAACAACAUAAUGGAGGGUGAUAAGAACAACAUAAUGGAGGGUGAUAAGAACAACAUAAUUGACGGUGAUAAGAACAACAUAACUGACGGUGAUAAGAACAACAUAACUGACGGUGAUAAGAACAACAUAAUUGAGCAUGAUAUUAACAACACAAUUGAGCAUGAUAUUAACAACACAAUUGAGCAUGAUAUUAACAACAUAAUUGAGCAUGAUUAUGACAAGGACACACAGCUUACUAGAAACGUUUUUUGUUCACAAAUAUUUGAAGAUGAAGAGUAUUUAAAUUUAUUAGAUAAUGUUAUAUAUAACGGAGGUAUAGACAUAUUAUAUAACUCCUUUAUAGAUGAAUAUUAUUUAUAUAUUCUCCAUAUAAUAAAACAUAAAGAUAUAAUAAUAGAAGGAAAUUUUAAUAAUUAUAUAUAUUCUUUAAUAUUAAAUAUUAAUCACUUUAUAUUUUAUACUGAUAAUUUUCUUUUAAUAUAUAAAAAAUAUAAAAAUAAAUAUAGAAAGAUAUUUAAAAACAUUCAUAUAAUAUCUUUAAAAUUAUUUUAUUAUGAAACAAAUAAUGUUAACCUUUUUAAUAUAUCGUUAUGUAUAUUUAAUUAUAUAAAACAUAGACAAACAUCAUCAUGUAUAUUAUUAUUUAAAAAUAAGUUUGAUAUUUCUCCUAACGAAGGGGAACAAAAUGUACAGGAAGAUAUUUUACGAAUGGACAAUAUAAUACAAAAAUAUAACAAGAAAGUCAGAAGAAAAAAUAACAAAAUAAAUAAUAAUAUAGGAUAUAUAAAUAAUAUAAUAUCUUAUCCACCUAUAUAUAAUCAUCAACAUGAUGAUAAUAUUUAUAUACCUAGUGUAUAUUCCUCCUACUCUAAAUUAUUUUAUACACAUCUAUAUAAUAAUUAUGUAAAUACAUAUUUCAAUAUCGAAUAUUUAACAAACAAAAUUAAAGAUAUAUACACACAACUAUUAAAGGACCAAGAAAAUUAUCUUAUUAAUAAAAAAAAGUUAUGUAAAAAAUAUAUCUCUUCUUUUUUCGAACCAGACCUAUAUAUUAAAAUUAAUAAUUUUAUAAAAGAUAUAAACAAAACAAAUAAACAAAUAGACAAUAUUAAUAAAUGUAUGAACUCAAAGUUGAAAAUAUAUGAAGAUAAAAUACGUGUUACUAAAAAAUAUUUAAAAUUUAUUACAAGAGAUGAUUUUUAUUAUUUCAAAUAUAAAAACGAAAAUAAUUAUAUUGGCCUUGUUAAAAUAUUAUAUCUAUAUAUAAAAAAAAAUAAUGAUAAAGCAUAUAUAAAAAAUACAUUUACAUAUACAUCUUUUAUAAAACAAAUUAAAAAUAUAGAUAAACAACAUAUUAACAAAAAUAUUAUUUCUAAAUAUGAAAAUAUUUCAAAUGUAGAAAAAUAUUUGAACUACAAAUUCGUAUAUAUAAUACAUCAGUAUAUAUCCUCAAUAAAUAAUUAUGUAAAACAAAACGAAAAAAUAAAUAAACAAUAUCAAAAUUUACAAGAAUUAAAAAAAAAAGUUACCAUAUUGCAGGAAAAUGUUGAUCAUAUAAUAUCUCAAAAUUUAUCACCCCCUUCUUAUAAAAUAUAUGAAGAAAUCCUUUUUGUUUAUAAACAAAUAAAGGAAAAAAUAAAGACACAAAAAACAUUUUUUCUCUUUAAGUCAGUGCUAAUUACUUAUUGUUUAUCCUUUAGUUAUAAGGAAAAAAUAAAAUUCUUAAAAUUAUUAUUAAAAGAAAACAAUCGAAAAGAAGAACACGCAGAAAACUACAACGAUCUGAAGGAUAAAAACAAAACAGAUGAAAUGAUGAAUAACGAAGAAAAAGACAUGGGGAACUCUUAUCUUCACGAUGAUGAUUAUAAAUAUAUAAAUAUAAAAGAUCUGUUAAAUUAUGAUAAUUUUAUUGAUAUCGAAUUUUUAAAAAAAUACAAAGAGCUAAAUUUAUGUUACGAUAAAAUGAUUAUGUUCUAUUGUAAUACCUUUGAUUAUUUAAAAGAUAAUGUGGUGAUAUGUAUAGAUACAUUUUUACAAACAAAAAAAUAUAUGGUGAAAAAAUUAAUUGUGGACAAAAAAAAUUUUGUUUACAUAAAAUAUGAAUAUUUUUAUAAAAUUAAAUUAUCUUCCUAUAGUACCGAUCACAUUAACAUUUGUGAUAAAAUAUGUGAAGAUGAAAAAAACAAAAAAAAAUAUAUUAUGAAAAAUAACCAUAUAGAUAAUUUUAUUAACAAACUUAAGAAAUUUAAUAAUGAGGAUUGCUAUUUGAUUUUUCAAGGAGUUGAUCAAAAUAUAUAUACAAUAUUGAAACAGAAUAAUUUAAAUACGAUAUAUAUUUUUUUAAAUGACAUUAACAAAAUGAAUCUUAAUAAAAUAAACAGACAUUAUCACGUUAUCAUGUGUAAUUAUACCAAGGAAAGUAUAAUUAAUUUGAUAAAGUAUUAUUAUGAAAAGGAAAAAAAUCAAUACAUUCAACAGAAUGAUGAGAUCAAUCUGGAGGAUUAUCAAGACAAGGUCAUGAACCUAUACAAUGAAUGCCUAAAUAACGAAAAAACCAAAGAAGAAGUAGUAAAAGAAAUAUGCGAAGAAAAAGAAAAAUAUAAUCAACAUAUAAAAAAUUCAAAUACUAAGGAGGAGAAAGAGUUUGUAUUAAUGUACGUUUUUUAUCUAUUAAUAGAAUCUUUAAAAUAUAUUAAUCAACAAUAUUAUAUAUGUAAUACUUUCUUCUUAAAAAUUGUUAAAUCAUUUUCUCGUCAUUUUAAUAUAAUGAAUAAUAAAGAAGCAGAAAUAUAUAUCUUAAAUUAUUUUUAUUUUUAUAUUAUAUCACUUAUUUAUAAUAAAGAUAUUCUUACAGUAAAUUUUAUACUCUCCAUAUAUAUAGACAUUUUUGUUAAUAAGGUUAUUAAAUGGAAAGACAUCUUUUUAUUUUUUAAAACUUUUACAAAUCAAAAUAAGCAAAAAUGUAUAAUUCAAAAAUAUGUAAAUCUAAAUAAUAUCAAUUCUCAAGAAUUAUAUCAAACGGAACUUGAUCAAAAUAUUAAGCAUAGUAUAAAUAUAAAAAGUAAAUAUAAUAAUCAGGUCACUCAAAAAGAUCAUACACAUAAUACAGACAAAAACAAUAAACAUAAUAAUAAGGAUGCUAACCAUUUUGAAAAUAAUAAUAGUACUUCUCAGAAAAAAAAAAUUAUAUCAGCCCAAAAUAUGAACGAAUCGAAAAGUUUUAAUAAGGACGACUUACAAAGGAAUAAUUCAACACAACACAAUAAUAAAUGUUAUGUCAAUAAUAAUAAUGAUGAUAGUAUUUCUAAUUAUUACUCCUAUCAUAUAGAUAGUAGCUCCACGAGCUGCUCCCAUAGCUCCAUUGUUGAUGAAACAUACGGAAUUGUAGAAAACGAUCUUGAUACUAUAUAUAAUGUAAAGGAAUCUAAAUAUGUAAAACAUGAAGAUGACGAUAAAGAAUAUGAUGUACACAAAGACAAAGACAAAGACAGAGAUAGAGACAGAAAUAGAGACAGAGACAAAGACAUCUUCUUUAAUAAUUACAAAGAAUCAGAAAACAUAAAAGAUCAUAUAAAUAAAAAAGAAUCAUUUAAAAAGGAAAAAAUAAAAAAAAAUAUUUAUAAUUUACAAAACGAACAUAUCAUACAAGUCACACACGAACAAUACAGAUUUAAACAACUUACACUUAAUCUAAACUCAUUCAUCAAAUUAUUUUAUAUUAAAAAAAAAAAAUUAAAAAAUACUUUUUAUGAUUAUCAAAAUUAUUAUAAAGAAGAGGGAAAUUAUGAACAUGGUCAGGAAAAUUCUGACUUGUUCAGAACUUUCGAUACAUAUAGUGAAGAUGAGGAAGAAGAAUUAGAAAAGUAUAAUAAAGAUUAUGAAAAACGUGAUAUAGAUAGUAUUGAAUAUUAUAUGUGUGAAUUAAUAGAAUUAAAAAAACAUAAAAGAAAUAUUUUUAAGAAUUUGAUAAGGAAUAUAAAAAAGAAUAAGGAUGACUGGGACAAAUAUAUAAAAAAUAAGGAUAGAGAUAAUUAUGAUAAAAUGUAUAUACCAUUAAAAGAGAUAAAUAAAGAUGAAUUAUAUUAUUACAAAGUUGUUGUCGAUAAAAUAAUUAAGAAGGACAUGUUAGAUAUAUCUAUUAAGAAUUAUAUAUCUAUAAAAUUAAAAAACAUAUAUAUAAAUAAAAAACAUAUUAUGAACAAUUUAUACAAUUUAAUAAAUAAAUACAUGAAUAUUUCUAUAUUUCCAUUGGAAAUGGAACAAAUGAAUAAGCACGAUUCUAAUAAUGACGAAAUAAUUAAAUUAGAAAACAAUAAUAAAAUAGUACACACUUCAUUAUUAGAUGAAAUAAAAAAUAAUACAUAUUUCAUAAACAUGAUAGAUCAAAAAGGUAGGAUUAUCCUUCUUUUUAAAAAACACAUAUAUAGUUUUAUUAUAUCUAAAAUUUUAUUAAAUAAUAAUAAUGUUACUUUAGUAGAUAUAACAUCAGAGCAUAGUGGUGUGCACACCAAAGUUAGUGAUAUUAUUAUGAUAGAUAUAGACAAUGAAAGGGAUAAUUACAAACUUGAAAAUUUUAUGGAAUCAAAUUUAAACAAAAUAUUUUUUGUAUUUUAUACUAACUUGAAUAUAAUUACAUAUUCAUUAAGAAAAAUAUCUGUGGUAAUUAAUCUAGAUUUUAGUAUGUAUUCAAAUGAAUAUUUGAAUUUUCUAUAUUUUGUAAUAAAUUCAAUUAAUAACAAAAAAUCCAAAAAUAAAAAUGAAUUAAAUUCAAAGUAUCUCUUUUAUGUAAUGCUCUUCUUUGUCCUUAUAAAUGAGCAAUCAUAUUUAGAGAAUAUAAAAUUAAAUAUGGAUAUAAUUAAUGAAUUCUAUUUUUUAAUUGAAUUUUUUAACAAUCUCCCAAGUUUGUUAAACGGGAAAGAACAAGAACUUGUUAUGGACACAUCUGAGCAAACGGUACUUCAGGAUGAUAAUAAAAAAAAUAAUAAUAAUACUAACAAUAAUAAGAAUGAUAACAAUAAUAAGAAUAAUAACAAUAAUAAGAAUGAUAACAAUAAUAAUAAUAGUGACGUCAAAAACACUAACGCUAAUAUAAAAAGUAAUACGAAUGAAAAAAUAAAUAACAUAUAUGAUAGCACAAAUAAUAUAAAUAAUAAAAAUAACUCAGAUAAUAUAAAUAAUGAUAAAAAAAUAUAUGAGUCAAGAAAUGAAGAAAAAUAUAAAGAAUUUUUUUUUAAAUACUUCAAUUCAUUUUUAUCUACUGUGUUUUCCAAAAAAAUUAUAUUAAUAAAAAAUAUCUUAUCCUCAUUUUUAUGUACUUUCUUUUCUAUAAAAAUUAAUAAAAAUGUCUUAUCAAAUAUAAACAACAUUUUAAAGAUAUCUAGUAAUACCUUUACAAUAUAUGAAUUAACAAAAUAUAUACAGGAGAAUUUUCAUUUACUUCAAAAAAUAUUACAACACAACAAAAUAUCUCAUAUAUAUGAAAUUAAUUAUAAUGUAAAAUCGAUGAAAAAUAUUUUCAUAUCCAAUUCUUUAAUUAGGAAUAUGUACGAAAGAAAAAAUGUCCUUUAUCUCAUUUUAUUAUCUUUUGACAUUUUCGAAAAUUUUAAUUACAUAAAACACGGAAUCAACACAACCCCCAAACUAAAAUUUAUAACUGAGGAAUACAACACCCUUUUAUUUUAUGUGAAUGAAAUGAAGAGAGAAAUUCAUCAUUUUGUAAAAAUGAAUGAUACAAACGUUUCCUUAGAUAGUUAUUAUAUGGAUAUAAUGAAUGCUUUAUUAACAUAUAGGGUACCAAGAAAAUGGAAUUUCCUUGGAAAUCAUAAAAAAGAAAACAUUAAAAGCUUGCUCACUUAUUUAUUAGAAAAGUUAAACUAUUUGAAAUAUAUUAUAAACAAAGAACAAAGAGGAGCUAACAACGUUUACAAUAUUUCCAUGUUCAACAACCCUUUGCUAUUCUUUUAUUCCAUUUAUUUUACAUAUGCCAUUAAUAUGAACACCAGCUUAAGUAAUCUGAGUGCCUCUUUUAAAUACUCGGAGAAAAUUAACAAAAAGGAAGAAGGCAUAUGGAUCGAGCCGAUUAAAAUUUAUAAAAGUGAGUUUACUAAAAAAUCCUCAAACAAUUUAGUUCACAAUAUGAUUCAUAAGAAGAACUUAGUUUUUUUUAAAAUUACAAAUGAAGAAAAUAAAAAUGAUGAAUAUGAAAAAUAUAUGGAUGACGAAGAAAAUACAAAAGAUGAAGUAUCGAAUGAUGAUACAAUUGAAAAGGAUAUAGAUUAUAUAUCUGAUGUGUAUAAAAUUAACGAAUGGAAUAUUGAGGAAAAAGAAAAAAAAUUUUAUUACGAUACUCCAUAUAUACUUAUAAAAAUAAAAAAGAAUAAAGAAUCUUUAGAAAAAAGAAAAAAUGAUAUUUAUGAUGAAAAAAGUGAAAAUAGAGAAAACGAUUUAAUUCAUUUUGAACAAAAUUUUAAUUCUUUAUUUGAUAUAUUUAAAGACAAUGAUCAUUUAGAUUCUCAUGAUUUUAUAUAUUAUUGUCCAGUAUUCAAAUAUAAUUCUUCAACUCGAAACAAUGAUAAGUUAUUAUUCUUUUUUCCCCUCCCAUGUAUAUACAAUAAGAUGAUUUACAAAAAAUUGAGAGUCCACAUGUUAGUAUAA
This is a messenger RNA of Plasmodium reichenowi, 17286 nucleotides long. RefSeq lists its product as hypothetical. The record is from RefSeq and is a predicted model, not a curated record. NCBI's taxonomy places the organism in Eukaryota, Apicomplexa, Aconoidasida, Haemosporida, Plasmodiidae. The transcript is spliced from 11 exons. The coding region runs from base 1 to 17286 and encodes 5761 amino acids.